Nomascus leucogenys (northern white-cheeked gibbon) is the source of this 1804-nucleotide messenger RNA. RefSeq names its product BCL2 interacting protein like (gene BNIPL). Gene Ontology annotation, cellular component: cytoplasm. NCBI's taxonomy places the organism in Eukaryota, Metazoa, Chordata, Mammalia, Primates, Hylobatidae. Gene Ontology annotation, biological process: apoptotic process. The record is from RefSeq and is a predicted model, not a curated record.
CAGGCAUGAGCCACCAUGCCCGGCCAGAAACACAACGGUUUCUACUGGUUUUUUUGCUUGUUUGUGUAAAGAGCAACUUUGAGAGGGAUAUAUGCAGUCUGGAAAGGAGAACAAAUUGCCUUCCUAGACUCACCCAAGACUGGCCCCCACUAGAAAAUGCACUCUCCUCCCCAAAACCCGCCCCCUCACAGGAGGCAGGGUUUUUCUUUUGGGCAAACCUGCUCCUGGGGAGAGGAGUGGCAAAACCUGUUUGAAGAUGAGGUUACCUCCCUUCCACACCUCCCACCUUGGAAGCAAGAACUACAACAGCUGAGACAGAAAAGAGGUAAAGAAGUGUUGGGGGCUGGGACAACCAGCUCCCCAACAACUCCUAGGUGUUUAAAGAAGAAGGCAGGAAGACUUGUGAAGAUGGGAACUAUACAAGAGGCAGGAAAAAAGACAGAUGUUGGGGUCAGGGAGAUUGCAGAAGCACCAGAACUAGGAGCAGCCCUGAGACAUGGGGAAUUGGAACUGAAGGAGGAAUGGCAGGAUGAAGAAUUCCCUAGAUUGCUUCCUGAGGAGGUUGGCCUUUCUGAAGAUCCUGAAGACCCUAAAGGAGAUUCACAGGCAGGUACCCCCAGCACUUUAGCCCUGUGUGGCCAGCGCCCCAUGCGCAAGCGUCUCUCUGCCCCAGAGUUGCAGCUGAGUCUGACUAAGGGGCCUGGAAAUGAUGGAGCUUCACCCACCCAGUCUGCACCUUCCUCUCCUGAUGGCAGUUCUGACCUGGAGGUAGAUGAAUUGGAGACACCUUCAGACUCGGAGCAGCUGGACAGUGGACAUGAAUUUGAAUGGGAAGAUGAACUACCCCGGGCAGAGGGUCUGGACGCCAGUGAGGCAGCCGAAAGGCUGGGCCGAGGUUGUAUGUGGGAUGUGGCUGGAGAAGAAGGACAUCACUGGAGGGUGUUCCGAAUGGGACCACGGGAGCAGCGCGUAGACAUGACUGUCAUUGAUCCCUAUAAGAAAGUCCUGUCUCAUGGAGGUUACCACGGUGAUGGCCUCAAUGCUGUCAUCCUUUUUGCUUCCUGUUAUCUACCCAGAAGCAGCAUCCCCAACUACACCUAUGUCAUGGAACACUUGUUUAGGUAUAUGGUGGGAACUCUGGAGCUGCUAGUAGCUGAAAAUUACCUGCUUGUUCAUUUGAGUGGAGGCACAAGCAGGGCCCAAGUUCCACCUCUAAGCUGGAUACGCCAGUGUUACCGUACCCUGGAUCGGCGGCUACGGAAAAACCUGCGAGCCCUGGUGGUUGUCCAUGCUACAUGGUAUGUGAAAGCAUUUCUGGCACUGCUUCGGCCCUUCAUCAGUUCCAAAUUCACACGAAAAAUCCGUUUUCUGGACAGCCUGGGGGAGCUGGCCCAACUCAUAUCCCUGGAUCAAGUCCACAUCCCUGAAGCUGUCAGACAGCUGGACCGGGAUCUCCAUGGCUCAGGAGGGACCUAGCACAGGACUGGAUAAAGGGCCUUGGAACCAGUUAGCGAUCUGCCUACACCCGAAUCCCUGAAACAUCUGAACUGUUUUGUAAAUCGUCUUAUCCCCAACCUCAGUACCACCAGAUCUUCACUUCUCAGUGGGAUUUUGUCCUUUGCAUGACCCUGCCUUCAGCAGGGCUUUGAGGCUGGGAAGCUGAUCUGCUGGGUGAUUUUCAUUCCAGUUGUUGGGACGGAAGGCUGAAUGUAGGGUCAUUUUGUAUGGGAUAUGCAGAGCUCUGGGUUUUUUUGUUUUUUGUUUUUUGAGACGGAGUCUUGCUCUGUCGCCAGGCUGGAGUGCA